Trichoderma virens Gv29-8 is the source of this 750-nucleotide messenger RNA. RefSeq lists its product as uncharacterized. Gene Ontology annotation, molecular function: histone H4 acetyltransferase activity; protein N-terminal-serine acetyltransferase activity; histone H2A acetyltransferase activity. Lineage: Eukaryota; Fungi; Ascomycota; Sordariomycetes; Hypocreales; Hypocreaceae. Bases 1 to 750 code for a protein of 249 amino acids. Gene Ontology annotation, cellular component: nucleus. The transcript has 3 exons. The record is from RefSeq and is a predicted model, not a curated record.
AUGAGUGAAGAGGAAAGAAGGGAACCGGGACUGAAUCCUGGAAAAUCUCAUAAAAUAAGUCCAAUCGCUAUAGCCAACGAGAAGACGGAUGAAGAGUUCAUCAGAGAUUAUAUAAAGCCAAGCCAAGAAUGGACAACAUGGACGCACCCACUCACAGAGAAAAGCUACUCGCUAGACUUUCUAUCGUCUCACGACCUUACCAAAGAUGACUUCCGGACCUGCUUUGGCAUCAUCGAGACGACAAGCGGCGCGGAUUAUAAGAAUUCGUCUGUGGGAUGGCAUCCCGGUAUGAAGAAGAAAGAGAUGAAGUCGCCGGAUCUGCGGUACAUACUUGUCAAGGACGACGGCGGCGCGGUCAAGGGCUUUACGUCGCUGAUGCCUACGUUUGAGAACCAUGAGCCUGUAUUAUACUGCUAUGAAGUGCACUUGCUUCCCGAGCUCCAAGGGCAAGUUCCCUCUCUUCUUUCCAUUCAACUAUCCGGCCUCGGCAAGCAUCUCAUGAACCAACUCAUCACCAUCGCAGAAAACAUCCCAUCGACCAAGAAAGUGAUGCUCACGUGCUUCACGAGCAACCUCAACGGCCUCAAAUUCUACGAAAAACUCGGCUUCACUAAAGAUGACUUUUCUCCUAGGGAUCGGACACUAAGGGGUGGGAAAGUGGUGCGACCAGACUAUGUGAUUUUAAGUCGCGGGACUGCACAUGGAGGCUUGGAUGGGGAGCUGGAUGAUGAAUUAAAGGGCAUGAACUAG